This is a messenger RNA of Physella acuta, 724 nucleotides long. RefSeq lists its product as uncharacterized. The record is from RefSeq and is a predicted model, not a curated record. NCBI's taxonomy places the organism in Eukaryota, Metazoa, Mollusca, Gastropoda, Physidae.
AAGUGACCCGGGAACAGCUAGCCCAGCCAUGUCCAGAGUAAAACCAGACGGCGACUGGAACAACGCGGAGCAGAAGGAGAACUCGCGGCGGAACCUGCGGGCCCACAAGAAGGACCGGGACAACUUCGCCACCUGGAGCUGCGCCUACCCGCCCCUGGAGUUCAGGAUCGUGCCCAACCCCCUGGAACCCCACGAGCCGCGGUUCGCCCCGAGCGGCGCCAACACCUGGGAUAUGUUUGAGGCAGCGAGAUGGGCCUCCAACAACUGUUUUCAUGAGACGGCUAACGUCUUGCUUGAUCAUCGAAUCGACGGCAGAAAAUUAAUACGCCUGGAUGCGGUUGGUCUUCAGAACCUAGGUGUAAGUGACGGGAUCGAAGCCCUGCAGGCCCAAGAAAAGAUCCGACAAGUGGCCAACUGUGUGGACAAGUCGUUUCCCAAGGCCUACAACCCGGCAACAAUGACCAUGAUGAACAGAGCCCUCUACUACAACAUCCAGCCCUGCCCCGGGUACAACCCGCUGUACAUGCUGACCACAGACCCGUGGGUUGACCACAGCGUCAGGAUGGUUGACGUCAGGGACUGGGGCAGAGAGAAGUGGUUCUGGACCGGAUGUAGCUGUGAGGAGCACAACAACCCGGUCACGUGUUCACGGUUUAAAUAUAGAACCAACUUCGAUUGACAUCAUAGUUGUCCUUUCCAUCAAAAAUGAUUCUCAUUAAAGAAA